CGGGAACCAUGUUUCUUUAUAACGCAAACGGAAAAGAAAACUGACAGAAAUCUGACAGUACCAACAGCAACAGCACAAACGACGUGUCUUCUGCUUAUCUGUGAUGUUUUGCCAGCACUACAAAAUUCUCAUAGUGUUGUUUACACUUAACCUAGAAAAUAAAGUUCAUCAAAGUUCAAGUGUCGUUUGGUGUCGUUAAUGUUAGUGUUCGAGGAGUAUAACAUUAAAUAGUUGUUCAAAGGCAGGAAAAGCAAAUAUUUCGUGGAAGUACGUUUUGUAAACAUUUUGUCUGCGUAGGGCACGUUUCACUCCAUUUCAGGAAUAGUCUCAGUUAUUGAAUGUAAUGAUGGCUGUGAUGUGGGAUGGAUUUUCAGAGGAAGAUAUCACUAAGAUGAGGUCAGGGUUGGAUGUAGCAGAUACCUGUCAUAGCAGCCAUAAAAACUAUACCGAUGUUGGUGCCUCUCACAACGGAAAGAGAAAACCCACCCUUGGAUCAGUUAGAAAAAUUACUGAAGAUGGGUUAACAAAAAAUGGCACUAAACAGAAAGAAAAUGCUACACCUGAUCUUCAGUUGAGGGAGUUGACAAGUCAGGUCAGUAGCGAGCUUCGCAGUCUUGAAAGCGGUACUGAACCAGUCUCCGAAUUCUCUAGGAAUUCUCAAGAUGCUACCUCUGGUAACAAAUUGGAAACCAAUGAUUUCUCUCCUGAAACAUUACAGUCCUAUAAAAAUUUAGUUGAGGAUCAAAGGAAAUCAUUAACGGCAAAGCUAGUUUUACCAUCUUUGUCACAACCACCCCCUGCUGCCAUCAACUUAAGUGAUUUCAGAGCUAAGCACAAGCUGAUGGAAGAACAGAAUCGAGCUCGGAAGGUUUACUUGGCGAAAGCACUUGAAGAUAGACACCAAGGAAAUCCAAAUAUCCUACCAAUCAGGAAAAAGCAAACUCAUGAAGAACAACUCCGUCUAAGCAUGAUUCAAGAGGAACUCCAAAAACUAGAUCAGCGCCUCAGUUGUGAUGUUUCUAUUAUUCGCAACCAGAUUGAAGCAGCCAGUCUUGAAUUCAUGGAAGCCCAGAAACGUUAUGACCGAGCAGAAAAGGAAUUCCUUGAUGCAAAACUUCUCCUCUAUACCAAGUUGGAACGAAAAGAGUUGCUGACACAUCACCUUUGCACUAUUAUUGAGCAAAACGAGAUGAGAAAAGCUCAAAAACUCUCUGAACUGAUGGAAAAACUACAAAUGCCUGAUUCGGACGUGCCUGAAGUGCACCGAGGAAAUGAAAUGACAGGGUGUGAUCCGCCUGGUUCAGAAUCAAAAAGUAAUCUAUCUUCAGAGAUCAUCCUCACACCCUCAUCAGUUGUACUUUCUCAAACUCAAUUGGAUAUUCCAAAUGGAGAAAAAAACAAUUCUGAAGCAUGAUGGCUGGACAGAACUUUUCUGUAAAAUGAUAUUUAAAACUAGUAGUUACUUAUAUAUUUUUUAAAAUGUGUUAUGACUGCAUAUCUAAGACUACCUUGUUAUUGUCACUUACAUUGGUAUUUUAAUUUAAUGUUUUCAAGUUUAGGGUAAUUGUUAUAAUACCUGACACCAUAUAUUUUUGUUUGUUCACUCAAACAUAACUUUCUAUUAUCAUAUUGGGUCAGUAACUGUAUUUGUGGCUCGUGGCAAUCUUCAAUCACAUAAAAAAGCCCUUAAACCUAACUGCAGUAAAUACCACAGCUAAUGUUAAAUAGAUACUUAAGGAAAAACUUGUGUUGUCUCAUGGAGGUGCAUACACAUACGUAAUCAAGGUGUUUUUGGUUCUUGAUUCCUUACUAGCUCUGUACUUUGUCCCUACACUUUAAGGUAUCUUAGCUCACCAUCAUGUUGUUGCUACCUCUUAGCUUGUCCACAGCGAUUAGUGUAAGCCUCUAAGUAUAGUCUUCCAUAUCAAGAUCACUUGAAAAAAUUAAAAUUGUAAGUCUGUUCUGUGCCUAGUUACAAUAUGUGUGAUGAAUGAGAUCUGUUUAGUUUAACUGGAAUCUGUGAAAUGUCAGUCUUUAGAAAGUGCAUUUAUUUGCUUUUACACCUAACACAUCUUUGAAUCCAGUUUUAAAUCGUGAUAUUCUGCUUUAAAUAUAUAUAUAAUAUUCACCGAGUUUCUCUCAUCACAGCUUUGUAUCAAUUGACUGUUAAUGUGCUUUUGUUGUUUGUUCAGUGAAAGCAAAUUUGUGAUAAACAUUUUCCUUCAGUUA
This is a messenger RNA of Frankliniella occidentalis (western flower thrips), 2229 nucleotides long. It is a transcript of the gene Gorab, whose product is annotated as RAB6-interacting golgin. The transcript has 8 exons. Lineage: Eukaryota; Metazoa; Arthropoda; Insecta; Thysanoptera; Thripidae. Gene Ontology annotation, biological process: non-motile cilium assembly. The coding region runs from base 344 to 1414 and encodes 356 amino acids. The record is from RefSeq and is a predicted model, not a curated record.